Taeniopygia guttata (zebra finch) is the source of this 5529-nucleotide messenger RNA. NCBI's taxonomy places the organism in Eukaryota, Metazoa, Chordata, Aves, Passeriformes, Estrildidae. The record is from RefSeq and is a predicted model, not a curated record.
UAUCACCUCCAAGGACAGAUCUGGAAAAAGGACUUCCUGCUGCCUCACCAGGUUCCCCUCUCUGCCAUUGGGUCAAUCAUGGCUUAAAGCAUAUUUUAAAGAGGAAAAAUUAAUUACCAGGGACAUCUGUCUUCAAAAAGGACUUUCAAAACUAGCUAAUAUAAGUUUCAGGGCACCUUUCAAAGCAUAAUUCUGAUCCCUGCUGAGAAAUCUCAAACUGUGUAGGCCUUAGAACCUCAAGACUGUCAUUAAAUCCACACAAUGUGAUUUUCCACAUGAGAUUCUCUAUCCUUCUAUAGGUAUGGAUUGCAAAACCUGGGGUUUUUUUUCUUUUUCAACUCCCUAAGAUUUAUUCAAUUUUUGUGAGAAAUUUGGUGCAUUUUGCUUAUUUUAAAUCUAAGCCAUUAUUGGUGCUAAUUGUCAUCAGUUGCCUUAGAAAGUGAUUUAAUUGCUAGGAAAACCUGCCACCAUUUUGCCAAAGUGUAAACAGGCACUUGGGCUCUUCUAGAAUAAACAAUUGGAGCACCCUGAAAAACUUUGGAUGUAACUAGAUUUUAGCUCCUGGUUGGCAAAACCAACAGAGGUUUGUGUAAGGUAGAAUCCCUCCAGGGAGUGAACUUAUCUGAAGGCUUACAUUUUGUGUUUAAGUUUUCUUUUAUUUUGAGCUUUGUCUUGUUGCCUUCAAGGAAGACACCAGCAAUGUCAACUUCCCUAGUAUUGUAUAAUUAACAUAGUAUAGAAAAUCAGCAGAAGGAAAUCCUUAGAGGAUGUAAAGAACUGUCUGGAGUCCAUGAAAUUGGAUAAGAUAUAUAAAUCACAAUUCAAGUUUGUUAUAGUAGCUAGAUAAAUACCUUUCUUAUUUUAUUUUAGCAUGUGCCAUUGCUCUAGACUUUGAUGGGAGCCUAAUGGAGGAAGCACAAAGAAUAAUAAAGAAAAUGGUGCUUCAUAACCUCUGCUGUUUAUCCUAAUUACAAUGUUCUUACAGUAAUAUUCUAAUGAUUAUACUCUAUAUGGUACUUUAUCAGAUGAAACCUGACAGGGGAAGCUGCUCUCUGUGGGAAAUCUUUUCUGAAGCUUAAAAAAAAGGUAAAUAAUUGAGGUGAAUAGCAGAAUUCAUGCUGGAUUUGAUUUUUCUCAUUACUCAAAUCUGUCAACCAAAUGGUUUUUCCCAAGGAUUCUUUUUUUGACUGGUAGAACUGGGACAAAUUAGGGCCACUUGACUUUAGUACGUGGCUUAUGUACUAUAAAAGUUUGUCAGGUCAUGUUUGUGGUAGUUUAAUUUUGGGCCUUUUUCAAUAAAAGGCAAUACAUGGGGUAUGAUUGCCUCACAUUUGACACUCAUACUGAAAACAAGGACAACCACUGUGGUGCAGCCUGUCAGAGCUUUAUCUUAUGAUGUUUCUAUCUGUUACUGCUGUUCUGCUCAGAGAGGGCAGCAAAGGAUUGCAGAUCUUUUAGAAUGCAAAAGGAGCUCAGCUCUGAGAUGUAAUACUGAGGAGAAAUGUAUCUUUUUAAUAUACAAAGUCUGAAAGGAGAAAUAGGGGAGGCAUUCACAUCAUUGCUGCUCAAACAUACUUGAGCUUUUUGUCCUUUAAGGUGUGGGUGAAUGCAACUAGUAGAGAUUCUAAUAAGAGAAGCACUUAAUCAUUUUGAGCUUAGGCAUUACCUGAUAUGUGUGAAGAGUCCCAUCAGAAACACAAUAAGCUGCUGAGGAUUCAUUCUCAACUGGAAUAUUGUAUGACUCAUUUGGCAUGAAGAUAAAUGCUGUGCAUUUAGACAGAUAAUGAACAAAACACUGAAAUUAAUUUGUAACACAGUGAGAUUAAUGCCUGUUGUGAUAUUAGGUAUUUUCAUUAUACUUCAAGACUUUCAGACUGUUAUAAGUUUGUUUGUUUUUUUUUUUCAAUAUGCACAGAUAUAAUCAGGUGCUAUAUGACAUGAUUCAGACACUAUCCCUUUUGCCUGAGGACAGGAGUGCAUUUCCCAGGUAGCCCCUCAGAAUAUGCAAAUGGAGAAAUUUAUUAAAUUACUCUGAUUUGUCACCUAUCUGUGGACUUAGCAAUGAUUCUUUUUCAUCCUGUCAAUGCCUUGGCUUUCACUGCUAAGUGUAAGAAGUUCAGUUAGUACAGAAAAACCUGAAAAGACAAUUUAUUCCUGCCCAAAGUUCAGUGCAGUGCUCCUGCAGCCAGUGUCUUACCAGCUAGAGAUGGUGCCAAAGGUGCAAAGGGUGAACAGGUACAGAGGCAUGACCAUUUAGCAACACUAUAAUUUUGACACUCCUUAUCAUCCUUUAGUCUUGUUUCAUGCCUCCUUCAAUCUUUCCUUUUGUCUUUUUACGUCUCUCCUUUUCUUCUGCCCCACUAGCCUUUUGUAGGUUCUGCACAAUUUCAGGAUGCUGAACAUACUUUCUGCAUUAAUAAUGCUACUCUAGAUACUUGGCUUUUAAUAAAUAAAAAAAUAAUAUUGUACAUUUUCACAGCAGCCCAUAAAAUAGAGAUGUAAUGAGAUUUUAAUCUGAUUGUACCAUUUGUACUCUGAAUCACCUCCUAUUAUCUCCUACUAAAUUAUUACUGCUCGUUCUUUCCAGGGGCAGCUCUCAAAACCAGAAAUCAUGCCUGCUAGAGUUGCCUCCUAAUCUGAUGGUCAUAACUUGAUUGCUUCAUGCUCUCUGCCCCAACAGCAGAAUUCCCCCAAGGUGUGAUUUGUCAGGUAACUUUUUUCAUGCACUGCAAACAGCAAAUGGAUCCGAAAUGCUUUGUCAUGUGGCAGAACCAAGUCACGCUCUCUCCCAAAUCAGUUUAUGCACAAACUCUUAAUAAGUACAUAUGAAAUUAUAUAUUUCUUACCAUGUCAUAUCUGUGUUAUCAUGUGUAAACCACCCACCUUGGAAUGAGGUGCUUGCUUUCCAUCCACAAAGGAAAGUCUCAACAUUAUCUCUUUAUAUGAACUGUGACAGAAAAUUUCAGUGGCAUAACUGAUAUUCUAUAUAGACAUCUUCUGGUCCACAAAGUCCUCUGUGUGCCCUCUGCAAUUCCAUGGUUGAAAUAAGAAAAGUAUCUUUCAACAAACUACUCCAGAGAGGAAUCCUUAAUAACGUUGUGAUUUAUCUCAUUUUCUAGAUCAUAUACUGUGAUAUGUGAUUGGAUUACAGCUGAAGAAAAUUGGCUUUCUGGUUUAAGAGAAUGUAUACGUUUGGAACAGCAUGAGGACACUUAUUUCAGUGGAUUUUCAACACCAUAUGUAGGGGUAGUAAAGGCUUUUUUAUCAAAGUAAUGCAAAUGAAUAUGGGAAUAAUUCAAUUUUCAUGAGAUGUUUUUAUUUUCUUGGGGGUUGGCAAGUGUAAGAGCAAGGGAGAAGUAGUCAGUGUUUGGUGCUCUCUUAAAUCACUAAGAAAGCAUAGUGGGAGAAAAAAUCAGGAAGCAUUUGAACAAUUUUUUAACUUAAAUUCUAGAAGAAUUGAGAGACCUAUAGAGUUUUUCUGGAAAAGUGAGACCUUCAGGAAAAAAGGGAACUUUAGAAUCACAAGGAGAGAGAGGAAUAAAAGUAGAAUAUAGAAGUAAGAAAUAAAUUUCUCAUGUUUCUAUAGUCUGGUUUUCAAACUUCUAGUAUAUUCUCAAAAAAAUAUUUGUGUUCGUGUCUGGUAUUCCUAUAGCACCACUUCAGGAAAGGUGUGACUUCCAGAAGUGUGAGAAGCAGAAAAAGAAACCAUCUGUUACAUAGGAGAUGAGUUGCCCAACAGAACUGGAGGAAGUGUCUGGAAUGAGUCACUAGCUUGUUGUUUUCUGUGGGUGAAAUACCAAGCCCUCUAUCUCAUGUUAUAAACAGCACCUUUUCUUCUCUCAUUCUUUGCCUUUCAUGUGUUUUUUGCUCCAACUUUAAUUAAUUUUAAAAUGUUCACGUGUGUGUUUUGCCUUGGAGAACUGGGCUUUUCCAUCUGAACAGAAGAUGACUCUGGCAGCUCUGAGAAGUCAAAGCCUAUCCAGGUGUUCAUUCUGGUCAGGGAUAAGGCACUCCCAGUUGGACAAAUUCCCUGACAAAUCUGCAGUGUGGCCUGCGAUUUCUGCUCUGGAAACCAAAUAUCUCUUUCACGUGGCAUCAGAUUACAGGAGAGCUGAGCAUAUUGGAGACAGGUGUUGUGCAGUCAUUUUAGUAUAAAUUAUUUAAUAACAGCUUUAAGUCCCACUUAUAGUAACUGAUGACUUGCAGAGACAGCUGCCUUGGAAACAAAAGCAUGGGUUUUGGAGACUGAAUCAAAUAGGCACAAAAAAGCCAAGGUAAAGAGAUCACUGUGCUUCAUUCAAAUGGGAUCUAUACAAACCACAAACUGGUUUCCAGCUGGUGGCACAGUUUGUCCCUCAGAGCUGAGCCUGUGUGUGCAUCCUGCAAGGAACUUCUGGCGCAUUUGCAGUGGGAGGAAGACUCUGUACAACUGGAACCUUCCAAGAAUAUUUCUGCACUGAAACCUUUGCAAUAUCUGCACCUUACGUAGUUUCAAGUCAGCUGAGAUGUAUCAAUCAAAGCUCAUAACAGCAAUAACAGCCACAAUAAGUGGUUUGCUGAGAAUUCAUUAUUGGUUGUGUCCCUUCAGUAAAAUACAAAGCAGCUUCAUUUCACUGUGAUCAUCAGAUCUUAACAGUAGCUUGAGAGAAAUAGCUUCUAUUGGUGGUGUAAAAGGACUAAUUCUGCAUUCAGAGCUCUGCUGCCCAUCUGGUAGAUGAAGGACUUGGAAGAUAGAUUGUCCAGACCAUAUAUUUCCGGCCUGAGAAAUCAUGUUGUCCUACUCAUCCUACAUCCUCAUAGCACUGGCUUCUUUGUUAGUGACUUGCCAUGCAUUGAGCAAAUGUCAGGAAAUUUCUGGGCUACCUGGUGUCCCUGGAAGGGAUGGUAGGAAAGGUCUGCCUGAUUCUCUGGCCAGCAACCACAGUGCAUUAGCAAGUUUGAAACACCGACUUUUCCAACUUGAGGCUGUGCUUUCUUUGAAUGGGAAAAUAAGAAAAGUAGGAGAGAAAAUACUUGCUAGCAACGGGAAGAAAGCUGACUUUGCAUCUGCACUACAAUCCUGUGAAGAGGCUGGAGGAACUCUUGCAGCUCCCAGGAAUGAGGAGGAGAAUAAAGCUAUUAUGGACAUUGUGAAACAGUAUAACCAAUAUGCUUACUUGGGCAUUAGAAAGGAGGAGACUUCAGGUCAGGUUAGGUCUGUAAAUGGCCUGCCUCUGAGUUAUAGCAACUGGCACCAGCACGAGCCUAAUGGCAAAGGGGAUGAGAAAUGUGUGGAGAUGUACACUGAUGGCACCUGGAAUGACAAAAAAUGCAAUAUGUACCGUCUCACAAUCUGUGAAUUCUAAAGAAUGGCCUUUCAGCCACCUCAGAGCAUGGAGAUAAUGAAGUAUCUGUCUUUCGGGUUGAUUAAAUUUCUGCAAUUUCUCUGUAUCCUAAAAUAUAAGAUGAAUCAUAUUGUGAUAUUUUUUAGCCUUAGGAAAAUGCCAAAUGUACUAGGUGAGUAACAUGAUUAAAAUGUGCCUGAACUGA